This is a messenger RNA of Protopolystoma xenopodis, 846 nucleotides long. NCBI's taxonomy places the organism in Eukaryota, Metazoa, Platyhelminthes, Monogenea, Polystomatidea, Polystomatidae. The record is from the annotation of a GenBank genome assembly.
GAGUUGUCACACUGCGCUGCAGUUCUCAUCUGCAUUUCGGAAGUAAGUGGUGUGCGCACCAUCCUUUCCGAUCUGAUAAAUGGUAUGUCAUCUACUGGACCCUUGGGCCCAACUCAGGCCGGCACUACUGGCAAAGUGUCUAAGUCACAACAGCACCAACAGCAAUCGUCUCUAACACCUCAUCCUCCUCAAAUCCCCCAGCCAUCUACCCAUCUUGUGUUUGGAACUAUUGGCUACAAAUUGGCCAGCGUUAGACUGCUCUCAGCCUAUCUUAUGCUUGCUAAUGAGCACCGCUUAGCCCAUGUUGCAGCCAUUUCUGGCACAGGAAUAAAUGCGAAUGGUGAAGGGAGUGGAAUCUUAGCUACCGAUGUGAAUAUUGCUGGUGCAGAGGUAGGAGGGAAGGAUAAGGCUCAAAAGUCGCCGAAAGCAAAAAAAAAGAGUACUGUUGUCAUGACGACAGCUGGAACUCGGAGCACAGAUUCAACGACAGAUAGCGAAGAUGAAGAUGACGCUACAAGUUCAGUCUACUCCGACUCCGAAACAGACGAAAGUGAUGAAGAAGAUGAUGAGGAUGAUGAGGAAAGUGAUAUUCUCACUGAAAGCGAUGAGGAUGAUUUGGAUCUGGAAGAUGAAGCAGAAGAAGCUUUUGAAGUAAUCGCUCGCGUGCUUCCAGAAUUUUAUCCACUCCUAACACGUAAUCUCUGCCGUCUAUUAGCAGUUAAUGACAAAUUUAUCCUGCACAACGUUUGGCAAUGUUUGGAAUGCUUAUUUAGUGUAAGCCUUGUAUUUCAUUUUCCCUAUAUUCCUCAUUCAAUAUUAUUCACCGAUCCCAUAUCAUUAUCGUAA